Ostrinia furnacalis (Asian corn borer) is the source of this 1815-nucleotide messenger RNA. It is a transcript of the gene Lk6, whose product is annotated as MAPK interacting serine/threonine Lk6 kinase. Lineage: Eukaryota; Metazoa; Arthropoda; Insecta; Lepidoptera; Crambidae. Gene Ontology annotation, biological process: protein phosphorylation. The transcript is spliced from 7 exons. The record is from RefSeq and is a predicted model, not a curated record. Bases 325 to 1782 code for a protein of 485 amino acids. Gene Ontology annotation, molecular function: ATP binding; protein kinase activity.
GGCCCCAACUUCGUCAGUUGGAUUUCAGAACAUCAGACGGGCGGGCGUGUGUAGGAUGGAUCGUUAGCAAUAACAGCAGUUUUUUUUCAUUCCGCCUUCUAGCAGUGUUUGUUUAUUACCUUCCGGCACACUUUCCGUAAAUCCUUCUCGACAGUGGUGCUUUUAAUUUUUAUUUGGACGUUUAUUUUCUAUCUACUGUAAACGUCGUUCCGAUUUCACGUCGAGAAGGCGGCCGCACAAGUUUGAAAGCGGCUUUUCAAGAGUAGUACCACCUACUCGCAAUAUUUCAAUAUCGCUGUAUCAACGCAUCAAGCAAUUAUCAAGAUGGUGAAGAAGGUUUCAGAAGAGAGUGUAGAUAGCGGCGUCGGCCGCUGCAGCAGCCAGUCAGGCAGCGAGCGCGAGUCGGACGAGAGCCCGCGGACCGCCGAGCCGUCCGCGCCGGUACCCAUCCCUGACUCCGAUGACCUGGCGCGCCGCAAGGAGGAGGCGCGCAGGAAGCGCCGCAGGAAGAAGCGCUCGGGCAGCUCGGUCGUCACAUCGUGUUUCCAAGACCUGUACAAACUAACAGGCGAGGUGCUGGGCGAGGGCGCGUACGCUUCGGUGCAGACGUGCGUCAACAUCUACACGGAGCAGGAGUUCGCCGUCAAGAUCAUCGACAAAGUGCCGGGGCACGCCCGCGCCAGGGUGUUCCGCGAGGUGGAGACCUUCCACUACUGCCAGGGACACCCGAACAUAAUCCAGCUCAUUGAAUUCUUUGAGGACACCGACAAGUUCUAUCUUGUCUUCGAAAAGAUCAACGGCGGGCAGCUGCUGUCCCGCAUACAGGAGCACCACUACUUCUCAGAGCCGCAGGCGGCGGAGAUAGUACGGGAGCUUGCCAACGCACUGCACUUCCUUCACGGGAAGGGCGUCGCGCACCGGGACUUAAAGCCCGAGAACAUUCUGUGCGUGCACACUGAUAGACUGUGCCCGGUCAAGAUCUGCGACUUUGAUCUGGGCAGCGGGAUCAGCUUCACCUCCAGUCUUGCCAGCCCACUGGCCACUCCGCAGCUUAUGACACCGGUUGGUAGCGCGGAGUUCAUGGCGCCCGAAGUGGUCUCUCUGUUCGCGGGCUCGGCAGCGGCGCACUACGACAAGCGCUGCGACCUGUGGUCACUGGGGGUCAUCGCUUACAUCUUGCUGUGCGGCUACCCGCCGUUCAGGGCCGAUUGUGGAGCUGACUGUGGUUGGGAGCGCGGCGAGAACUGUCGCGCUUGUCAGGACCUGCUGUUCACCUCGAUACAGGAGGGUCGCUACUCGUUCCCGUCGGAGGAGUGGUCGCACAUCUCGCCCGAGGCGAAGGACCUGAUCCGGCAGCUGCUGGUGCGCGAGGCGGCGCAGCGGCUCAGCGCCGAGCGCGUGCUGCAGCACCCCUGGCUGCGCCGCGCCGACCCGCGCGCCGCCGGGCCCGCGCUGCACACCGCGCUCAACAUCAAGCGCAACAUGUCAGCGCGCAACCUGUCGAACUUCGCGGAGUCAGCGAUGGCCGUCAACCGCGUGAUCCAACAGCAUUUCUCCAUGAACUACUCGUACAUGGAGCGUCCGCCCGCCGUCCGGAACACAAAGUCCUGCUACCCGACCCCGGACGCGGCCAUAGCGGAGCUGGACGAAGCGGAGAAGGCCGUCCGCAAGAUCAACAUUCGGUGCGGAGAGGAGUAUAACCAGCCGCUCGGGCUGUCUCCGCCAACUGAGUCGGAGCUCAUGCGUCGGCGCAUGCAGGCCAAGCCGCUGCCCGUGCACUAGCCCUCCCCCUCCCCGUCUGCUAUCAGAGUAAAU